Messenger RNA from Spinacia oleracea (spinach), 1979 nucleotides. Its product is annotated as dihydropyrimidinase. Lineage: Eukaryota; Viridiplantae; Streptophyta; Magnoliopsida; Caryophyllales; Amaranthaceae. Gene Ontology annotation, biological process: pyrimidine nucleobase catabolic process. The record is from RefSeq and is a predicted model, not a curated record. The transcript has 13 exons. Gene Ontology annotation, molecular function: dihydropyrimidinase activity. The coding region runs from base 183 to 1814 and encodes 543 amino acids. Gene Ontology annotation, cellular component: cytoplasm; cytosol.
UCAUGGGAUUGGUCAAUUCAUUAAAACUCCAGAAAAAAAAAGUCAAUAAAAAAAUCCUCUUUCCCCAAAGUCACAAUCUUGCAUCAAAUCGAAUUAAUCCGCGAAAAUUGCUGAAAAAGCUUUGAACUUUUCUCAAAUGGAACUCUAAAUUUUCACUCUUUAAUCCCAAUUUUUUUAAAAUUAUGAUUUUUAGUAAGAUGAUCACUCAGUUGCUGCUAACCUUGGUGAUUCUCUUUGCUGCUUUCUCUCUCCUACCUGCAACAACAACAAUAGCUACUAAUCUUUUUUGUGAAGCUGGGAUUGAAUAUGGAGAAAGUGGGUGUGGAAUUCCAUCAUCAUCAUCAUCAUCAUCAUCAAAGAUAUUGAUUAAAGGAGGAACAGUAGUGAAUGCCCAUCAUCAAGAAAUUGCUGAUGUUUAUGUGGAAGAUGGUAUUAUUGUUGCUGUUCAAUCAAAUCUUAAGGUGGGUGAUGACGUAGUUGUGCUUGACGCGACUGGAAAAUAUGUCAUGCCAGGAGGAAUUGAUCCACAUACUCACCUGGAUAUGGAGUUCAUGGGCACGCAGACCAUCGAUGACUUCUUUAGCGGUCAAGCUGCUGCAUUAGCUGGUGGUACAACAAUGCAUAUCGACUUUGUCAUACCUGUUAAUGGAAGCUUGACGGCCGGUUUGGAGUUAUACAAACAAAAGGCUCAGAAAUCUUGUAUGGAUUAUGGUUUUCAUAUGGCGGUUACAAAAUGGGAUGAGGUUGUUUCAAGGGAAAUGGAUUUGAUGGUUAAGGAGGAAGGUAUAAAUUCUUUCAAAUUCUUCAUGGCGUACAAGGGCUCUUUCAUGAUAAACGAUGAGCUUUUGAUAGAGGGGUUCAAGAAAUGCAAGUCUUUGGGUGCCUUGCCUAUGGUUCAUGCAGAAAACGGUGAUGCUGUUUUUGAAGGGCAGAAGCGGAUGAUAGAACUUGGUAUCACUGGUCCUGAGGGGCAUGCUCUUUCAAGACCUCCUCUGCUCGAAGGAGAGGCAACAUCUCGAGCUAUCCGACUAGCACGUUUUGUAAACACGCCUUUGUAUGUGGUUCACGUGAUGAGCAUUGAUGCCAUGGAAGAAGUAGCCAAAGCUCGAAAAUCAGGACAGAGAGUCAUAGGCGAGGCCGUAGUUUCGGGAUUAAUCCUGAAUGAUUCCGUGCUUUGGGAUCCUGACUUCUCCAUUGCAGCAAAAUAUGUGAUGAGUCCACCAAUCAGAGAAGCUGGCCAUGGUAAAGCGCUACAGGGUGCUCUUUCUUCAGGAGUUCUUCAGCUAGUCGGGACUGAUCACUGUACGUUUAAUUCAGCACAAAAGGCUUUUGGAAUUGAUGAUUUCCGAAAAAUCCCAAAUGGUGUUAAUGGGCUUGAGGAGAGGAUGCAUCUAGUCUGGGACACGAUGGUGGAAUCUGGGCAGAUGUCAGUCAGUGAUUAUGUGAGGAUAACAAGCACAGAAUGUGCGAAAAUCUUCAACAUAUACCCGAAAAAAGGAGCAAUACUCCCCGGAUCUGAUGCAGACAUCAUAAUACUCAAUCCUAAUGCAAGUUUCACAAUUUCAGCAGAACUGCAUCAUUAUAGGACAGACACAAAUGUCUACGAGGGGGUGACAGGAAAGGGAAAGGUUGAAGUAACUAUUGCGGGAGGAAAGAUUGUUUGGCAAAACGGAGAACUAAAAGCCUUUCCGGGUUCUGGAAAAUACGUAGAGAUGCCUCCUUUCAGUUACGUUUUCGACGGUAUUGAAAAGGCAGAUAGCAGUUACCUCUCUUCUCUCAAAGCUCCGGUAAAACGGUUCAGAUCCUCAACUUAAAACUUAAUACUGCAUUACUUUGUACAGAAAAUUCUGCCUUCAUUUUACUUGACAUGAACUAAAUGAAACAUUAUUACCAUUACACACGAAUGCUGAUCUUUUUUUACGGAUCAUACUGAAAUAAAACAAAAAAGAAAAGAAAAGAAAAUUUCCUGUGGUGCAAAA